This is a messenger RNA of Acanthoscelides obtectus, 390 nucleotides long. Lineage: Eukaryota; Metazoa; Arthropoda; Insecta; Coleoptera; Chrysomelidae. The record is from the annotation of a GenBank genome assembly.
AUGAUAGAUUUAUGCAUGAAUAAUGCUUGGCUUCUUUACCGUCGAGAAACUAAGCUGACGUGUGCAGAAUCAGGGGGCAACGUGGAAAACAUCAGUCUGAAAGAAUUCAGAUACUAUGUCUCGAAAUCAUUGAGAAUGAAAGGAAGAUCAACUGACUCGAGAGUGAACGAGAAUGUAGAUAUAAAACAAAGGAUCAAACAAGCAGUUGUAGUUAGACCACCAAUAGAUGUAAGACAUGACAGAGUCGAUCACUUCCCGCAGUAUAUAAGCAAAGGUAGAUGUCGAUUAUGCAAAAAGGGAGAAACUCAUUGGGCGUAUACCAAGUGUGGCACAAGACUAUGUUUAGUGAAAGAUCGGAACUGCUAUUAUACAUUCCAUCAGAGUAGUUGA